AUGUCUAUUUCAACAUUCUUUCAAACACUAUGCCACUUUUAUUUUAAUUAUCAUUAUAAUAAUUCAUCUUCAAAAUUAACUCCAUCAGCAUUUUCUCGACGUAUUCAAUUUGCUAUACGAAUGACUAUUUCAUUCCUUAUUGGUGGAUUUCUUGCCUACGCAACUCCAUUAAAUAAUCAAUUAACAACACAAUAUUUAAUUCCUGUUAUAUGUAUUAUAACCAUACAAGAAACAUUUGGAAUGACAUUAUCUGCUGGUUAUCAAAUGUUAACAGCUAUUACACCUCUUUCAAUUUUUCUCUUCAUAGUUCAAAAGAUUGGUCUUGGAUAUAAAGAUUAUCUCGCAGCUGAACUCACACUACUUAUUUCAUCACUUUUAGUUGCCUAUAAAUGUUCACAGGUUCAAACUAGAAAAGUUGCUUUAUUAAUAAAUGCUAUAUUUUUUUCAACUAUUGUAAAUGAAGCUAAGAUUCCAUCAACAUUUAUUUUUACUUUACUUGAAGAAUUUGUCAUUGCAGUAUUUGUUGGUCUAAUUGUAUCUAUUAGUAUCUUUCCACUUUUUGCAACUUUUGAUGUUGAAAAUCGUGUUAAUUAUUGUCUAACAAAUUUACAACAAAUGGAAACUAUUGUAGUACAAGCAUUUUUAUGUAAAGAUCAAAUGAGUGCACAAGUAUCACUUGCUCGAGCAUCAACUAUCGAACAAAUGGUACGCACAACGAUGAAUUUAAUGCAUUCAAGACUGAAUGAAGCUCAUAUGGAACCGUCACGAUGUUUACAACGGAUUUUUAAUCGAAGACGAAGACAUCUUAUUGAUCUAACAUUACAAGAACAAGAAUAUUUUAUUAGUGCAUUAAUGUUUCAUGUAUGUUCACUUCAAAUAAUGGUUAAACAGUGUCAAUUUAAUGAAUAUCAUAGACAUUUUACAGAAGAACUUCAAGAAAGUCUUCUUCAUCUUAGUUUAUGUCAAUCAACAAUUGUUUCAAGUUUAAUGUCAUCUCCAAUAAUUAAUAGAGAUGAAUUUAAUGGUCGUCUAACUGCACUACAACAAGCACUUGAUUCACUUCGUACAGCUUUUAUCGAAGCCCGUCUUCAUCAUGUUGAACAUGUAUUAGAAUCUGCAAAAACAAUUCGAUCCGAAGAUCAUCUUUCACAUACUUUUUUUCUUUUUCAACUUGAUGCUAUAGUAAGACUUUUGAUACAAGCAACAACGAUCGAUCAGAAUAAAAGUAUUUUUCAAGAGAUCAAAGAUGCAUUUAAACAAAGAUAUAAAAAGAAGAGAAGAACUGUAAUACAAGUAUUAAAACCACAAUGGCCACGCUGUGUAUCAGCUUUUAAAAGUACGGUAAUUAUUGGAGUAGGUUCAAUCUUUGUAAUGGUACCUCGUUUGGCAACAGCAUUUGAGAAUGGACAAUGGAUUUUAAUUGCUCUUUGUAUGACACAAGGUGAUACAGUAGGUGGAGCAUUUACAACAAUGAAAAUGAGGCUAGUUGGAACUCUAUUUGGUGCUAUGUGGGCAUAUGUAACCUAUUUAUCAGUUAAUGAUCAUAUUUAUCAUACAUUGGGAAUGUUAACUCCAUGGAUGCUUAUUUUUGGUUAUUUAAAACUGUUACCUAACUGGAGUUAUGCAGCUACAGUAGCUGCUUUUACUCCAGCUUUGGUUAAUCUUGGUCGAAUACCAUAUGGAGAUACAGUACCAGGAGGUAAUUAUGCUCUUCUUCGUAUUGAAGAGAAUCUUGUUGGUAUUGCUGUUGCCAUUGUACUUACCAUCGUCAUUUUUCCAGUUUUUGCCAUUGAUGUACUAAAAAAUAAUAUUCAAAGCACUCUUCAAGUUUGUCGUGAAAGUAUUACAUCGAUGCAUUCGAUCUAUGAUCAAUUGGCUCCUCAUGAAAAUUUGGACAUAGAAAUAAUUGAUGUCGAGAAAAAAAAUGAACAAGAAAUCAAAUCAGUUAUUGAUGCUCAACGAAGUCGUUUUCAGCAAUUAAUUAGUAGUCAACGAAUUCUUGUUGGACAUGCUGCUCUUGAACCAACUAUGUGGUGGUUUCAUAAUAAUUUUUCUUCAAUUCGUUAUGAUACACUUGUUGAACAACAAGUUAAUAUGUUUCGAAUGUUAUAUAAUAUUGAUGCAAUAUUAAUGCAUAUCAAUGAAUGUAUAGAUAAUGAUAAAGAUCACAUUAAGAAUCUUCAUAUGCAUACAGCUGGUAGUCUUUUUCUCCCUGAUCUUCAAAUUGAACUUGUUAAUUUAAGUCGACAAUUAAGUGAUUGUCUUAGUUUAUGGUCAUCAUAUUUUGCUCUUACACAAACACGUUCUUAUCGAAUAUUUCGUGAUUGUACUUAUUCUCGUACAAAAUUAAAUGAGAGUGAUCUUUCAAAACAUGAACAACAUCUCAUUGAACUUCAUCAUACGAUUGAUCGUCUUCAAAAUCAACAUCAAAAUUCAAUAAAUAGAAUAUUAAAACAUUAUCUCAAUCAAUUAACUCAAGGUGAAUUACCAUCGAAAUUUAUACCUUAUGUUGAAAAUGAUAAAGCAGAUUUAAUCAUUAUUGGUAUAUCAGCUAUGUAUUAUUCGACAACUCAACUUGCUCAAAUUGCAUUAGCAUUAGGUGUAAAUAUUCAUACUAUCUUUGAACUUGAAACAACACAUCUUUAUCGACCUUUCUAA
Messenger RNA from Rotaria sordida, 2658 nucleotides. The record is from the annotation of a GenBank genome assembly. NCBI's taxonomy places the organism in Eukaryota, Metazoa, Rotifera, Eurotatoria, Philodinida, Philodinidae.